Messenger RNA from Cylindrotheca closterium, 1062 nucleotides. The record is from the annotation of a GenBank genome assembly. Lineage: Eukaryota; Bacillariophyta; Bacillariophyceae; Bacillariales; Bacillariaceae.
AUGCCACCACCACCACCACGUCCUCCAAAUACUAUCAUCAAGGAUCUUACUAGUUUGGCCAAGUACAUCCAGAGUGAUGCCUGCAAGUCGAUUGUCGUCUUGACGGGAGCUGGAAUUUCGGUCAAUUCGGGAAUUCCCGACUUCCGAAGUGCCGGUGGCAUGUAUUCGACUUUGAGAGCGGAUUUGUUGACAUGUUCGGCCGCCCAACGGCGACUCAUGGAACAAGAUCCAACCUACGUGGUAUCUUGGGAUAUUUUUCAACGAAAUGCCUUUCCUUAUUUGGAAGUGAGACGACCCUUCAUAUUGGGAACCGCCCAACAACAAUGGAAGGCCACCUUGUCGCAUCACUUUUUGAAACUCUUGGAUACCAAGACCAACAAAUUGACUCGAGUGUACACCCAAAACAUUGAUGGAUUGGAUCAUCAAUGUUUUCCUGACAAUAACAAUGAUAAUAAAAUUGUCAGUGUCCAUGGCACCAUUGCCCAAGUAGCGUGCGAAGGGUGUGGCACAGGCAUGGAAUUCGACGCAUUCUGCCAACAAGUCCAAUCCAACAUCAAGGACAUUUACGAUCCAUCCUUGAGCGAUGACGAAAAGAAACAGCAAACCUCCAAGCCAAUCCAUUGUCCCAGUUGCCAACAACCCUUGGUCAAACCAAAGACGGUCCUCUUUGGACGAUCCUUGCCCGAAGAAUUUUUUGUUGCCGUAAAACAAGACAUGCCCCAGGCCGAUUUGUUGAUUGUCGCAGGGACUUCGUUGGUGGUCUCGCCGGCCAAUUCCUUGGUGUAUCAAGUGAACGACGAUUGUGCACGAGUCGUCAUUAACCAAGAAGCCGUAGGACAAGAAUUGGGCAUUGAAUAUGAUUAUACUGAUGGUAGCGGCGGCAACAAACGUCGAGACUAUUUUGCAAAAGGAGACUGCGAUCAAGUGUGUUUGGAAUUGUGUCAAGCCUUGGGAUGGGAACAAGACUUGCUGGCAAUCCAAGACUCCUUGCCUGAAAUGAGUCGGGCUGUCUUGUUGGCUGCGGCAUCCAAUAAGCCUCAAAUGAGAAAUAAUUCCAAAUGA